Messenger RNA from Zophobas morio, 1129 nucleotides. RefSeq lists its product as uncharacterized. The transcript has 11 exons. Bases 1 to 978 code for a protein of 325 amino acids. Lineage: Eukaryota; Metazoa; Arthropoda; Insecta; Coleoptera; Tenebrionidae. The record is from RefSeq and is a predicted model, not a curated record.
AUGAAAGGCUGGAGUCAUGUACAAGAAGAGCGUCAAGCUCGAAGGGCGAGUGGUUUGCUGAAGGAAGAGCUUAUAAAUUGUAAUCCUCACGAAUUCCUUUCUAGCCAAGUAAAGACUUUUUAUUUGCCUCCAUUUUUAAAAACGCUAUCUAUUCAGUCAACUCAUUUAUCUUAUGAAGCCUUAGCUAAAAAAAGUACGAAUAGACUGCUGGAAACGUGUGCACUUUCAGCUUCUCGGAUCAGCAGUUUACAAUUCAAAGCUGCUGCCGAAUCAAUAUUUAAGGCUGUUCAAGAUAAUGAAUUGGCACAAUUAUUUUUAAAUUUCUUUGGAGCAGCUCCAUUCAUAAUUUUGUUCUCCGCAAAGGACAGCGAAAUUGUUUCUAAAAUCAAUGCUAUCGUUAAUGAAUUGGAGCUACAAGCAUACACGAGUGCAGAGGGCGUUGAAACUUUCCUCAGGAAAACAUUGCUUGAAAAAGUCGGAAAUGACUUUGAGUGGCUAAAAAUAUAUAGUCUUAUUUUACUACAGUCAGACAGAUAUUUUACUAGAGUCCUUAGCACGAAUAACUUUCUUUAUAUCUUUGAAUUUAAUAACUACAUUGAAAAAAAUUCGUCAGAACUAAAUAAUUAUGCAAACUAUUUCUUUGGAAACUAUUUAUCCCAACUCUGUAACUUCCAGCCACCCGAGCAGUACACCAAAACAUUAAAGUUAGCUGUAUAUGAUAUCAUAGACUUACACGAGUUUGCAAACUACCAGUAUAUGCUGCCUGUAACGAUUAUAAACAUGUUGAUAGUUAUUGUCUUCUCCGCUUUGGUCUUUUGGUUUAGGCAUGAAGUUGAAAUAGCUUCAAGACAUAGCGCUUUUCUAUUUCAGUUUUUUAUCUCCGUCAAUAUUACCUCGUUCUUAGUUUUAGCCAUAGGUUGCUCAAUCGGCCACAGGAAUAAAUGUAAAAUAUACUCUACCGGCAAGAAUAUUAACUAGCUUUUCGUGGAUCUUUUUUUUUUCUACUCUCUCAGCAAUAAACUGCCGUCAAAGGUUGAUGUAUAUGUUGUUUAACCGACCACCUGGAAGUUUUUCUUACUUUCUCCCGUGGACUUAUCAUAUUUUGAUUAUUGCAUUAAGUGUACUCUUC